Cyprinus carpio (common carp) is the source of this 2187-nucleotide messenger RNA. RefSeq names its product GID complex subunit 4 homolog (gene gid4). Gene Ontology annotation, cellular component: GID complex; extrinsic component of membrane. The record is from RefSeq and is a predicted model, not a curated record. Gene Ontology annotation, biological process: proteasome-mediated ubiquitin-dependent protein catabolic process; negative regulation of gluconeogenesis; protein catabolic process in the vacuole. Lineage: Eukaryota; Metazoa; Chordata; Actinopteri; Cypriniformes; Cyprinidae.
UGGGUCACAUGACUCACCGUUGAGCGCCUUCGUUCUCCUCUGAAGGGACGUAGCCGUGCGUCCUGCGGGAGAUACUCCGAAACUUACGCAUCGCGCCGUCAGUGUCGCGUUUUCUCCUGACCCUGUGAGUAAAAUAAGAGCUGCUCAUCUGGUUGUGUUCGGGGAGAGCCCCGCAGAAGCGAACAAACAUGCCGGUCCGUACCGACUGCCGUGAGGGCUCGUCGUUGGCCUGCAUGGCCUCGGCCUCUCUCGUUCCGCCCCCGCCGAUCAAUACCCUUCAGCCCGGCGUCAACACCUCUCUGCUCUACAGCGGCUCCCAGUUCCGCGGCUACCAGAAGAGCAAAGGGAACUCGUAUGAUGUCGAGGUGGUCCUGCAGCACGUGACCAUGGAGGACUCGUACCUGUGUGGAUACCUGAAGAUCAAAGGUCUGACAGAGGAAUAUCCCACACUCACUACAUUCUUUGCUGGAGAGAUCAUAAGCAAGAAACGGCCUUUUUUAACCAGGAAAUGGGACGCGGAUGAGGACGUCGACCGAAAACACUGGGGAAAGUUCCAAGCAUUUUAUCAGUACGCAAAAAGCUUUAAUUCGGACGAUUUCGACUAUGAAGAACUAAAGAAUAGUGAUUACGUCUUCAUGCGGUGGAAGGAGCAGUUCCUAGUUCCAGAUCACACAAUCAAAGACAUCAGCGGUGCUUCCUUCGCUGGUUUCUACUACAUCUGUUUCCAGAAGUCUACAGCCACCAUAGAGGGUUACUACUACCACAGAAGCUCUGAAUGGUAUCAAUCGUUGAACCUCACACACGUCCCUGAACACAGCGCACCCAUCUACGAGUUCCGGUGACACUGAAGUCCUCGAGGUGAAGCUACAGAGGACAGAGGAAAUGGACACGAGAGGAACUGUCUAGUGAUUAGGCCCAGGACUCGGCUGUCCUCUCCCCUCAGUGAAAGAAUAAAACGGAGGUACAGAUGAUGGAGAACUCUUUCAGGAGACUGUCUACACAAGCCGAUCAAGCGAGUGGGGUUCGGGGAUUCGCAGCAGUGUUAGCGUUUUGGUUUUCCUUUUAAGUUUGAGUUUUUAACGCUUCUGUCCUCCGAUCAUCUUAGAAAACUAUUUUUAUCCUUGAGGUUUGGGGAUUAAAACCACAGUUUUUCUUUGCCCUGGAUGGAAGAGCCAAUGGUGAUAUAUUUCUCUUUUUUUUUUCGCCUUGUGAUUUGAUAAAACAGCAUGGCCAAUCUAGAAGUUUUAAUUUAUUUUUUAAUCAUUGUCUGUGGAAUCAAGGACUGUGAGCGGGACGGUGUAUACGGACACCGGGGUGUCUUUCGAAGACGGAUCAAAGAUUCAGUGUGUGUUAUGAUGGAUACAUAGAGUUGCUAUUGUCUGUGGCUUGCUUGGCCCUCAGACGUUGAUUUUUUUUUAUUAACGUAAGGUGUAUCAUCAAAAGUCUCUCUCUCUCUCUCUAUAUAUAUAUAGCAGCUGGGUCCUUCGCUUCUAUGUGUGAUAUAUUUUUUAUGAUGAAAUGAAACGGAGUCAGGUGUUUUGGAAAGAGGUAUAUAUAUAUAUAUAUUAAUCCAUGGUGGUAAAGCUAUUUGUAAAGCUGCUUUGGAUGAAACACUUCUUUCGGAUUUUGAAAAAAAAAAAAAAUCUGUCGGUAGUUUCACGCUCAUUGUUUUGCUAUGCAACCUGAAAAACUCUCAGCUUAUAAGAAUCUCAAGUUUAUGGAAGUCUGUUUCCACCAGAGGUAAUUGUGACCUUUUUAUUAUUAUUAUUAUUAUUAUUACACAAUUCCUAAUUUAUUUCUGGAAAUUGUUAGCGUAAAUAUUAGUUAUUUUAGUUAACCUCUUGCAAUUUUUUUUUUAGUUAACAUCUCACAGUUCUGACCCUUUCCCUUCAAAUUUUGGAAGUUUAUAUCUCGCAAUUUUGACUUAUUUUUUUUUCUCGGAAUUCGUAGUUAACAUCUUGCAAAUCUUUUUUUUUUUUUUUUUUUUUGGAAUUUCAAGUUUAUAUCUUGCAUCUUUUACUUUUUUUUCCCCUCAGAAUUUCAGAUGUAUAUCUCAGAAUUCCAGGAAUUUAAAAAAAUCAGAUUUUUUUCUUGGAAUUCCGCGUCUGUAUCUCACCGUUAGAUACAGAUAUAUAUUAGUGCUGUCAAACGAUUAAUCGCAUCCAAAAUAAGUUUUUAUUUACAUAA